This is a messenger RNA of Alternaria novae-zelandiae, 867 nucleotides long. RefSeq lists its product as uncharacterized. The record is from RefSeq and is a predicted model, not a curated record. NCBI's taxonomy places the organism in Eukaryota, Fungi, Ascomycota, Dothideomycetes, Pleosporales, Pleosporaceae. Bases 1 to 867 code for a protein of 288 amino acids. The transcript is spliced from 2 exons.
AUGAGUAAGAAAGGAAGAGGCCGCGUUAAGAGGAAGGAGGUGCAGAGUGAGGAUGGGUGGACUGUCAUUACCCAUGGCUUGGCGAGUAUUUCGCUUGAUGGGAAAGGGAAGAAGGAGGCGGAUGCUGGGUCCUUGCCUACGAGGAUAGUAGAGGGUUUGACGGCAGAAAAAUUAUCGGACGAUUUCCGCCUGCUUCAAGAGCGGUGGGAAGAUACGCUGCUUGCGAAGCAAGUCAAAGAGAUUGUGGAGAAGAAAAGCGCUGAUGGCAAAGGGGAUGUUGAAGAAGCGGUAUGCAUUGGCAUCGGCAGUUUCAGUCGAGACUGGGCGCAUCGGUGGAGGAGUCUCUGGCAGCUUGUACUGUUUGUCGAUGCAGUCAACCGGCUCAAAGACGAAAUCAAGGACACCAAGAUACAAUGUUUCGCCCAAGACCCAGCAUUCACAACCCUCGACAUCGAAUUUCUAUCGUACCUCUCCAUCACGGUCCUCGACUCCGAUCUCCAGGCCCACAUCACGUCCAAAUCCUUCGUCUACUCGCCAUUUGUGGAUUGGUAUCUUCUCCUACCGACUUUCCUCAAAUCGAAAGACCCGGUGUUGUAUGUAGGCAACGAGAUCCUGGACGACUACAGUGUGUAUGCGCAAACGAAGGAGAAGAAAGAGCGAUUGGAGGAGUGCAAUGAGGUGGGCAAGAAGUGGAUAAAAGGCAGGGAAAAGGUGGCGCUAAGAGAGUUUGAGAAGCAUGGGAAUGCGCUGAAUGGGAUGGUGGUUUAUAUGAGGGAGAGUGAUGAGGACGCGGAGGGAGAGGAAGAUACUGAGGCGAGGCCUAAGAAAGCUCAUGAUAAAGAGAAGACUCCCACGGAAGACACCUAG